UAAAAGCCCUCCAAACUAACUGACUAACAUUUAAGCAAUGAUUUACAGAUGUUUAAGUGUCUCCCCGAUCUCCGGGGAGGAGGCAGCCGCUACAGUAGUACAGACCUGGGUUGACCGUGGGUCGUUUCGGGUCAAGUUUGGCGCCAAACGCGAGCUUUGGUGUGCAGACGACAUCCUGGAAAAAUGGCCGGUUUUCGGAGUUUUUCGGUUUCCGGAACACCGGAUAAAAGGUUGUGCACCUGUAUGUUCAAUUCAACAACUGUUAUCUGUGAUUUCACACCUCUGCUUUGAAGAUUGACGCGCAUGCGGGCUGGCGGGCUCUUCACGUAAUCCCUCAACGUAAUUCCACAUAAAAUAAAGAUCAAACUUCAAACAGGUAAGUUCUCGUUUAAUCUUACUAUUAUAACUGGGAAUGAGAGGAAAACAGGUAUUAAGUUGAGACCAAGUGUAAGGUGAUGGUGGGGGAACAAAGGCAAUAUCAGUGGGGAUUGAGUGGCCACAGGGGUCGGUGGUGGGUUUUGGAGCAGUGUGAAAGUAACUAUGUAAACAUAGCGAGGGAAAAGUUUCAUUUACUUUAGAGGUACAGCGUGGAAACAGGCCCUUCGGCCCAUCGGGUCCACGCCAACCAAAAUCACCCAUACACUAGUUCUAUCCCACAAACUAGGGACAAUUUACAGAAGCUGAUUGACCUACAAACUGCAUGUCUUUGGGAUGAUGGAGGAAACCGGUGAUCUCUCUAUGGAUUCACUGUGAUAUUCUAAUUUUUGCAGAGAAUUUAACAGUUCCUAACUUCUUACUUUGCUUCCAUUCAUUUAGCAAUGACCAACAGCACAGUUGCUCCCAACAGUACGAGCUGCCGCAAUUUGCGUGACCUCACUGUGAUCAGAGUGAUCGUACCCAUCUUGUACUGCUUUGUCUUCCUUGGAGGGUUUGUGUUGAACACAAUGGCUGCUUGGAUCUUCUACAAGAUUCCUAACCGCUCCAGCUUUACAAUUUACCUCAAGAACAUCGUGGCAGCUGACAUGUUGCUGGUGGUUACGCUUCCAUUUAAAAUCCUCUCCGAAUCCAACCUUGGAUCCUGGCAGCUGAAAGCCUUUGUGUGUCGCUACUCUGCCGUUAUAUUCUACAGCAGCAUGUACCUCAGCAUAAUAUUCCUCGGCCUGAUCAGCCUUGACCGCUACCUGAAGAUCGUGCAGCCUCGCAAAAGCCUCAGUGUGCAGAAAGUCAAGUUCGCCAAGGUCGUCAGUGUGAGCUGUUGGGUUUACAUCAUCAGCUUCGCCCUGCCAAAUAUCAUUUUAACCAACAAGGACCCCACAGAGAAAACUGCGGCACAUUGCCUGAAGUUGAAGAGCAAGGUGGGAGAGACUUGGCAUCGCAUUGUAAUUAUCAAUUGCGAAGUUAUUUUCUGGGUCGUUUUUGCUCUCCUCACUUUGAGCUACUUAGCCAUCCUGAAGAAACUGUACUGGUCCAACCAGAAAUUCCAGAACGAUUCCGGCACGGUGAUCAAGAAAGCUAAUCGCAACAUUUUCAGCAUCUUGGCCGUCUUCUUCAUCUGCUUUGUGCCCUACCAUGUUAUCCGGAUCCCAUACGAGAAUAUCCGGUCAGCAGAGAGCGGCUGUACAACACACAACCGACUGUACUACGCCAAGGAGGCCACGUUGCUUCUGUGCGCAUUUAACGUUUGCCUCGAUCCCAUCAUCUACUUUCUUCUGUGCAAGUCCUUCACCAGAGUGCUGCGCCGAACAUUGAGAAUUAAGAGAAACAACGCGGUCAAAAUGGAUGAUGCAAGGAAAAGGGCACAGUCAAGUAAUGCCUCUUAUCAAGACCCUGACUCCAGCAGAAUGGCGGUUGACACUGUCUGUACAAACUCUUCCACGUUUCCAUCUGAGAGAAAUACUAAGAAAACUAUUCAGAUUAAAGUACUGCAGCAGUCAGUAGCAGUUACAACAUUGAGCCCUCCGGUAGAAUCAGAUUACAUCAACACAAAAGUAUGAGGUGUUUCCGACACUCAAACAAUCCAUCCGACGAGCUAUUUUUUGCAACCUUCCCCAAUUGUUACUUUGCGAUGGUUUAGAGUAGUGCUUCUUAAACUAUUUCAGUGUCAUUCACUCUUGAGCCGUUAUCACAAAAUGUCAUUUACCCUCAACUAAAUUUUUUGACAAUUUUCGUCUUAUUUUCCCUUGUGUAUAAUUUGAUAUAUAAUUUAUUUAGUCACAUGAGCAAAAACAUAAAUUAACUUGAUGGGCCGAAUGGCCUAAUUCUUCUCUUAUCACUUAUGAUUUUAUGAACCUUCACUGGAAAUGGGAAGAGUGGAGAUAAAAGAUGUUUUACUGUGUAGCGAAUGUAGAAACAAAGGAACUGUAGACGUGGUUCACACAAAAGGACCCAAAGUGCUGGAGUAACACAGUGGGUCAGGCAGCAUCUCUGGAGAUAGACACAAUACUGGAGCAACUCAGCGGGUCAGGCAGCAUCUCUGGAGAUAGACACAAUACUGGAGCAACUCAGCGGGUCAGGCAGCAUCUCCAGAGAAAAAUAAUAGGUGACAUUUUGGGUCAGAACCCUUCUUCAGACUCUGGGGAACAUGUACAGGUGAAGUUUUGGGUCAGGACCCUUCUGCAAACACAAUAGCAUGCAGCUGACACAAUACUGGGCAAAUGACGAUAGGUUAUUUAAGGAUAUGAAUGAUAGAUCACAGUAGAAGUAAAUGGAAAGCAUAGACACAAGGCCAAAGAUGACUGCAGAUGACAGCUCUCAUUGGUUGUUCCAAGUUUUAUUACCAAGCCACAU
Messenger RNA from Leucoraja erinaceus (little skate), 2787 nucleotides. Its product is annotated as P2Y purinoceptor 14-like. The record is from RefSeq and is a predicted model, not a curated record. Lineage: Eukaryota; Metazoa; Chordata; Chondrichthyes; Rajiformes; Rajidae. Gene Ontology annotation, biological process: G protein-coupled receptor signaling pathway; negative regulation of adenylate cyclase activity. The transcript has a single exon. Bases 819 to 1994 code for a protein of 391 amino acids. Gene Ontology annotation, cellular component: membrane. Gene Ontology annotation, molecular function: G protein-coupled purinergic nucleotide receptor activity.